Molecule: messenger RNA, 2072 nt
Organism: Benincasa hispida (wax gourd)
Lineage: Eukaryota; Viridiplantae; Streptophyta; Magnoliopsida; Cucurbitales; Cucurbitaceae
Source: RefSeq, a predicted model, not a curated record
UAUUUGUAUUUCUUUUUCCACAGCUUGCUCUGCUCCAAUGGCAGAAAGAAAGAAAACAAUUCACUUUCCUCUCUCUAGAAUCACACUCCACUUUUCUCUCUCUCAUGCUAUGAAAAGCUAAGCUGCAACAAGCUCUGUACCAGUACCACCAUUGCCCUACUUCCCUUCCCCCAUUUCUUCUUACACUCUAAAACCUUUCAUUUCUCUCUCUCUCUCUCUCUCUGUUUUGCAUUUUGGGUAAUUCUUCUUACCCAUCAGUCUUCUUCCUCACAUUGACUUCAUAUUCUUCAACCAAUUCAACCAAUUCCAGAAACCCAUAUCCAAUUUGUCUUUUUAAGUUCUGGGUUCUAAUUCCUUCCCAUUUCCUUCCCCUUCUCUUCAAUGGAGAAGAAACCCAGCUUCUUCUCUGCUCUGAAAGAGGAGGUCAUUCGUGGGUUAUCGCCGUCACGUUCUCGCGCCAAAAGUCCGGCGAGAACUGCUUCCCCUUUCUCCAUUCUGUUGCGUAGAAAGAAGAAUCAGUACGUUGCUCAAGCUGGGAUUCCGCAGCAGUUCAUUGCGCGAUCCGGCAGUUUCCGCCCUGUUGGGGAGGCUCUUACACCCUUGGUGGAGGGUCCUGAUCCGGACGGCGGCGAAAUCGGCGAUUCGAAGAGGAUUAGUUCGGGGUUAGGGCAGUGGAUGAAAGGCCAACUCUCUCGAACUCCGUCUAUUGCUUCUUCCAUGGCGAAUAAGAGGUCUGAUUUGAGGCUUUUGCUUGGCGUUAUGGGUGCUCCUCUUGCUCCUCUGCAUGUUAGCACCUCCGAUCCUCUGCCCCACCUCAGUAUAAAAGAUACUCCCAUUGAAACUUCAUCAGCUCAGUACAUAUUGCAACAAUACACAGCAGCGUCUGGUGGGCAGAAGCUUCAAAACUCCAUCAGAAAUGCAUAUGCAAUGGGGAAGCUUAGGAUGGUGGCUGCUGAGUUUGAAACUGCAACAAAGGUGAUGAAGAGCAGAAAUCCGUCAACCCGAGCUGAGUCCGGUGGCUUUGUGCUCUGGCAGAUGAAUCCAGACAUGUGGUAUGUUGAGCUUGCAGUUGGAGGCAGUAAAGUUCAUGCUGGGUGCAAUGGGAAGCUCGUUUGGAGGCAUACACCUUGGCUUGGUGCUCACACUGCGAAAGGGCCGGUUCGACCUCUGCGCCGAGCACUUCAGGGUCUUGAUCCCAGAACAAUAGUGAGGAUGUUUGCUGAUGCAAGAUGCAUAGGAGAGAAAAAAAUCAAUGGUGAGGAUUGCUUCAUCCUUAAGCUCUGUGCUGAUCCUCAGACGUUGAAGUCAAGAAGCGAAGGACCAGCAGAGAUCAUAAGGCAUGUCAUGUUUGGCUACUUCAGCCAGAAAACAGGAUUGCUGGUGUACAUGGAAGAUUCUCAUCUAACCCGCAUUCAAUCCAACGGUGGAGAUGUAGUUUAUUGGGAAACCACAAUCAAUUCGUUCCUCGACGAUUACAGGCCUGUUGAAGGUAUCAUGAUCGCACACUCUGGCCGCUCUGUGGUCACACUCUUCAGGUUUGGCGAAAUGGCCAUGAGUCAUACCAAAACAAAGAUGGAAGAAGCAUGGACAAUCGAAGAGGUUGCCUUCAAUGUCCCCGGCCUAUCAAUGGACUGUUUCAUUCCCCCUGCUGACUUGAGAUCAUGUUCUAUCAGUGAAGCCAGUGAGCUUCCUCAGGAUGAGAGGGCAAAAAGUGCAAUUGCAUUAGCGGCAUACCGAGCUAAAGUUGCUGCACUGGAAAAGCCCGACGAUGACUGUAUGGAUAACAUGACAUGGAAAUCGGAUUUCUAACUGCGAGGGGGAUGCAUUUAGAACAGUUGUUUAUACUCAAAGGUGAUUUCUUAAUUUUAGGAAAGCUUAUAGAGUAGGAAGUUCUAUAGAUAUUUACAAAUCAUGUAAUGCCUCUGUUAAUCUGUAAAUAGAGAUAAAUAUUCUCAGGCUUCAAACAAGCCUGAAUGAAUCUUUAUACUCAGUAGCAGAAUCCAACUAUGGAGUUGGAGCUCGGGUUUCCAGUUAGGGAUGGAGCGAAUGGAGGUCCAUUUUUUUUCGGUUCA